AUGGCCACGACAGCGAACCCUGGACCUUGUCCACAAGUCUCGGAAGUCCAGGACCGGCUUCUGAUUGGCGGAGUGGGAGGCGGAAGCCCGGGAGCCAUUGGUCUGCUACUACAGACACAUGCGAUUACCCAUCUGAUUGUUUGUGGGCGUGUUGAUCAGGACGUGCACGUUGCGGCUGCCAGGGAAGCAGUGGUUGAUGGUGGCACGGAGCUUCAUAUUGCUCCUCUUGUUCCAGAGGAUAAGUCUGACAUCUGCAGAAUUUUGGAGAACGCUGUGGCCUUUAUCCAGCACGCCUUGGACGACGAUCUAAAUGCCGUUCUCGUCGUGUGCAGCAAAGGCGCAUCUCGAAGCGUAGCUGUCGUGCUCGCGUAUUUGAUGAGCGGGGGAUCGGACCUGGCGAGUGCCUUUGAUCUCCUUGCUCGCACACGAUGGCGGAUUUGGCCAAGCGCUUUGCUUGUGGACUCUCUGAUAAAGUUGGAAGCACGUGCAGCACGCAUAAAGCGUGAAGUGCUGCCAGCGCCGAACAGCAGCCUGCCGGUUCUGCGUCGCAUUGGUGCUCACGCAGCCUGGGCAACGGCAUGGCACAACGGGAUCCACGCAAGCCGAGCCGAAGCUGAGGAUCUCUGGGACCAGUGCAAAGGGCUUCCCCUUGAAGAGGCUUUUGCAAAGUGUAAGCAGGCUUUGCUUGGGAAGAGUACGGCAGAACUGGAGCUGUUUUCCGACCAACCUCGGAUUGCAUGGGGGCAGCCACCUCAUGCCCAGGUCGAUAACAUAGCUGGCAUUUCUGAUGACCUAAAGAUCUGUGGGCUUGGCGGGCUGUCAGCAAGUGCGAUCGCGAGCAUGCUGCAGAAGCACUGCGUCAAACGAGUGGUUGUUUGUGGGAAGCCUGAGCGUGAUGCCCACGUAUCCGCGGUGAAGGAUGCACUGUCCAUCGCAGGUAUUUCCACCGCCGACCUGCAUAUCGUACCAGUGAGGGACAGUGCAAGCGAAGACUUGGGCUCGCGACUAGCAUCUGCCGUCGAUUUCGUGAUGGCUGUUCCUGGCAGAGCGACCUUAAUCGCCUGCCGACAGGGGGCUUCUCGCAGCGCGACGGUGGCCAUUGCUUGCCUAGUACAUGAACUAAAGGUAUCCGUUCUUGAGGCCUUCAACCAGCUUGCUGCCAGUCGGUGGCGUUUGUGGCCAAAUGCAGGUUUUGUCCGACAGCUCCUUGCCUUUGAAGACAGCCUCAAGCUGGCGCGGCAGGGAGAAAGGACUACCGACGAAUACAAGGAGCAGGUGCUCCGGAAGAUUGGGAUUCAUGCUGCUUGGGCCACGAACAAGCACAAUCUGCAAACUGGAUCUGGUCAGCAAGGCUUGACCAUUCAGCAAGUCGAGAUAUUUUGGAAUCAAGCCGCUCUGCAAGCCGAGGAGCCCGAAGAACGUUUCGAGCUUUGUAAGUCGUUGAGCUUGGGAGUUGAUUUGACCUCCUUCGAUGCCGAGCCCGCGCUGGAAGGCAGCACACUGAGGGUCAUUCUGGGCAAAACCAGGCAGUACUGGUGGUGCCUGCACAUCAGGACGGUUUGCAUCAACACCUUCUGGUUCAACGGCCACAUAUCGAUUGGCGUACCCAGGUCUAGAGGGUUUCAAGCUCCCAACGACGUGUUAUCCAGGACACCGCUUGCUUCGUGGACGGAUCCGCCCUGGGCCACUUGCAUGUGGAGCAAACCACAGGAAUGCGACGGAAAGCUCGAAGUGGACUCGCCUUCAACCUUUCCAGCCCCCGAGGGAGUUCGGCUGCUGGUGGACGGUGGCCACGAUGUCGCAUUGACGUUGCGCUUUGUCGCACCUGGCGAGGUGUCUUGGUUCGGUCGAUUGGCUCAAGUGACGAGGUUUGCCUUGAUUGUGGCUGCCGGCGUCAUUGCGGGAAAAGUUGCCUCCGGCGCAUGUGAUCCUGCUGCCUGUGCUCGCAUUGCUGCAGAGAUGGAGGCGCCCGGCCCCAGGAUCGCAGCGCAGCUGACGCUGGAUCUCGGCGCGGACCCACGUGCCUUAGCCGAUGACGGACUCUCGCCCUACACAGCGGCAAUCCUCAAGGAGGAUCCCUGCGGAAUGCUGAGUGGCCUCGACAGUGGCUUGCGGCUGAGGAUCUUGCGGGGCGACAGGGCGGCUUGGGCCGAGGUUGCGCGCUCUGCAGAAGGCAAAGGUCUUCCAGACAUUGCUGCUGGAGCACUCUCGAGAGGGCUUCCAAUACCGGACAGCAUGGCCGAGGAGCUUCUGGGCUAUUGCUUCCAAGCAGAGCUUCCUCUGCUCACCCUUCGAGUCCUGGCGCGAAUCGACGGCAAGCGCUUCCUCAUGCCGGCGCUUCAAAGAGCCAGUUCUUUGGCUUGGCGUCGAGUCGCCGAGAGGAUUGUGCAGCAGGCACGGCCUGGGCUGAAGCCGUACUGGCUCAGCCCAGAUUCCCUGAGGUACGCCGUUCUGCAGAUCCAAGCCGGCUGCAAUCAGUACAGGCUUCUACUGGAUUCCUUCCUGCAAUAUCUCAGAGCAUCUGAAGAAGAGGAGUUCCUGAAAGACCCAUGUGCGCCUCCGCGCGAUCGCGGAGGUGCAGAAUGCCCCAUUUGCUUGGAGCCACUUUGCAGGUCUACCCCAGUGGCUUUUGUGGAUGCAGCUGAUGCUGCUGUUUGCCUACACCUGCUUUGCAGUAAGUGUGCGCGAGGCUACACAUCAUCCACCAACACGCAGGGGGAAGCCUUGAGGUGCCCCGAAUGCCGGCGACAUGCCAUCACCAUGAGGCAGCUUCCUUCGCUUAGCGAGGACCCGCUGCGCUGGUUCGAGUUUUUGGCUUCGGACACAGUCAGUGUCAACGGCAAGGUUGCCAAAUCGAUGUUGCUUCGGACGUUUGGAACUCAAGGGAUUUCUUCCAUUCUUCCCGUCGAGGCAGAUGCCAUAGAGGCGGGUGGAGUGGGCACAGAGUUGCGCCAGGAGGUAAGUGCAUCUGACUUCCUUACCCAUGAGCUUUUUGUAUGGGUUUGGCGGAAUGUGCAGGAGCACCUCCGAUGCAUGAAGCUUGGACCCCCCCCAGACCUUGAAGAGCGAAGGGCAUGGUUCAAGUAUUGGAAUUUGUCAGAGAGCGGCAGGCUUUCGCGAGCCGAGGUGCUGCGGGCGAUCCUCCGCUCUUUUCGGGCGAGCUCGACGGACAGGCAGAAGUUGCAGGAGCUGCGAGCAAGAGUCGACAAGGUUUGGGAUCUCUGGCAUUCGAACCGCCUGGCCGUGCAAGGACACGCUGAUCCCAACUUUGUAUCAUGCGAGGAGUUCGCAAGAGACGGUGGCUUUGGGGAUUUGCUGAACGAGAUGUUCGGCUUGGAUCCUGGAGGGCAUGAUCUGCACCCAGCGCCACCUGUGGAGGCUUCCGGUGUCUCACGUCGACAUGCUGGUCAGCGGCGGCAGCCUCAUGGCGCGCCAAGUCCUCGAGGUUGGCGUCCUGCUGCUCUCUGGGAGGGUCGCCCAGGCUCCGCUGGACAUCUGACCCGGCCACUUCCAGGCCCCACAGCCUUUGCGCAGACCGGCUCAGCCGGGGACGGGCCGCCGCCUGAUUUGGAGGUGCCGUCCGAGACGGUAGCACCUCCCGGCAUGCUAGAGGCUUCACCUCUUGUCUUGCACAUCUUCGACCCUUUCCUGCACAUAGUGGAAACAACGUCGUCGUCGGCGAGUUCAUCGCCCCACUCCUCUGAAAAUAGUUUCGAAGAAUCAAGAGACAGCGUGUCAGAGGAGGGGUCGGAAGCACCACUACCCAGUGGUGACAGGAGUCCGCUGCCUAUCUUCGCGACAAGCGAAGAGGCUUCAGAAAUUUUGCAUGAGUCUUCACUACGCCACAGCGUCGUGAGCUUGUGA
Messenger RNA from Symbiodinium necroappetens, 3864 nucleotides. Lineage: Eukaryota; Dinophyceae; Suessiales; Symbiodiniaceae. The record is from the annotation of a GenBank genome assembly.